Molecule: messenger RNA, 3343 nt
Organism: Ziziphus jujuba (common jujube)
Lineage: Eukaryota; Viridiplantae; Streptophyta; Magnoliopsida; Rosales; Rhamnaceae
Product: probable disease resistance protein At4g27220
Exons: 2
Coding region: 67-2976 (969 amino acids)
Molecular function (GO): protein binding; ADP binding; ATP hydrolysis activity
Source: RefSeq, a predicted model, not a curated record
AUUGCCUUCAAAAUACUUGGAACCGUAUCUGGGCCAAUAUCUCAAUGUUGGGGAUAUCACACAAGCAUGAAAGAAAACAUGAAAAUCCUUGAUAGAAAGUUGGAAGAAUUAAAUGCAAGAAAGAAAGAUAAAGAUUUGAGAAAGAAAAGAGAGCUGCGGCCAGGAAAAAUACCCAAGGAAGAAGUUGAAACUUGGUUCAACGAAGUAGAAGAAAUUAAUGAGGAAAUAAGAAGUAUCAGAGAAGAAGCUGAGAAAGUGAACUACUUUUUCCGGGCUUCCAUUGGAAUGAAACUUCCAGGUAUGAUACAACGUGUGGAAGACCUGUAUGGGAGGAUAGAGAAUGUAAAUGGUGGUUUAGUUGAAACGGAUCCUAAUUUUGGAGCCAAGCUACCAACAACAACAUUAGUAAGAGAGUCUACAAGUGGAAGAGUAUAUGAAGAAAUAAUGAAAUGGUUAAUCAAUGACGAGGAUGUCAGAAAGAUUGGGAUCUAUGGAAUGGGAGGAACUGGUAAAACAACAGUUCUUAAACACAUUAACAACUCCCUUUUAGAUGGAGAGCAACAAAAGUUUGACAAUGUGAUUUGGGUGUCAGUAUCAAAGUCAAAUGCGUUCAAGUUCCAAGAUGCGAUUGCCCAACAGCUGAACAUAGAGGACAUUUUGAAAGGCAGAGAGACUGAUGAAAUGAGAAGGGCAGCGAUGAUAGAAGCUGCACUAGAGGGUAAAGGUAGAUAUGUGCUGAUCCUCGACGAUAUCUGGGAAUCUUAUGACCUCGAGCAGGUAGGAAUCCCUGAACCUAGCUUGGAAAAUGGAUGCAAAUUAGUACUGUCAACGCGAAGCUACGAAGUUUGUAAGCGUAUGGGUUGUAAGGACUUCCCAAUGGGGCUUCUUCCAAAAGAGGAGGCACAAAAAAUGUUCUCAGAUACAGUUGGUCAUGAUGUGAUCCUUAAAAAUCCAAAAUUGAAACCAAUUGCUGAUGAAAUUGUUGAAAGAUGUCAUGGUGUGGUUCUUGCCAUUGUUACACUAGCAUCGAGUUUAAAACCCGCUAUCAAUGAGUACGAGUGGAAGGAUACAUUAGAACAAAUGAAAGGGUCUACAAGGGGAUUAAAUGGCAACGAGGUCCACACGAAAGUGCUUGACAGCUUAAAAAUUAGCUACGAGCGUUUGAAGGAUGAGUCACUUCAACAAUGCCUUCUCUAUUGCGCACUCUAUCCGGAAGAUCAUGAAAUUGAAAGAGAUGAGUUGGUAGAGUUUUUAAUCGUGGAGGGAAUGAUUAGUCUGAGGAGCACUUCAAAGCGAGCUGAUAUGGUUUCAAAAGGACUUGGUAUGUUGAAAAAGCUUGAAUAUGCUUCCUUAUUGGAAAAUUGUAGGAUCAAAUCAGUGAAGUUGCAUGAUUUGGUGAGAGAAAUGGCGCUGAGACUUACUGAUCAUGCUAAUCCUCGAUUCAUGGUAGAAGCCGGUGUGGGAUUGAAAGACAUACCAGAUGAAGAAGAAUGGAAAGAGGAUCUUGUAAGAGUUUCUCUUAUGCACAACAGAAUAUCAAACAUUCCUUCUGGUAUGUCACCAAGGUGUCCUAAGCUUGUAACAUUGAGGCUAAAUUUUAAUUUCUUCUUAAAAAGCAUUCCAGAUUGUUUUCUCUCAAACAUGAAUAGUCUUAGUGUUCUCGAUCUAUCCUAUACCCUCAUUAGAAGUCUACCAAACACAGUCGUUACUUUGGUGAAUCUCACUGCUUUAUUGCUUAGAGAAUGUUUUGGAGUGGAACAUGUACCAUCAUUAGAAAAUCUCAAAGCUUUAAAGAAGCUGGACUUUUAUAAGUCAGGAAUUAGUGAAUUACCUCAAGGCAUGGAAAUGUUGGUGAUGCUGACAUACCUCAACAUUGAUCAUACUAGAAUAACCAUGAUAGCUGAUGGGUUGUUACCCAAACUCCGACGUCUAGAAUGCCUUAUAUGUCCUCGGAAAUCUGGUCUUCCUUUGAGCUUGGCAAAGAGAAUAUGCAUAAGAGGAGAAGAGUUAGCAAGAUUGACAAAGCUAGAGACUUUCCAAGGCAUACUAUGUGACGUCAACCACCUCAACAAAUAUGUCAAGUCCUUGGCGGAUGGAGGACCAACCAAGUACACAAUCCAGUUGGGAGGCGAUGAAGGUGGAUAUGGGAAUACAAAAGAUUUCGGGUACGACAGAGUUGUACUUAUAACAGAAUGCAGAGCAAGUGAAAGUGAUGUUCUAGGAGAUUACCCAAUUUGGGUCCCUAAAGAUGUUGAGCUGCUGAUAAUCGGGAACUGCACCAUGGUAGGAAGUUUGUGCAAUGUGGUGUCUUUGAAGAAAGCAACAGAUUUCAAGGCCUGUUCUAUUUAUGACUGUGAUAGUUUAAAGCAUUUGGCUUCUUCUUCUUCUUUUAGCGGCAUUCCUCUGUUUCAAACCCUUGAGGAACUGGAACUGGUGAGGUUGUCCGACUUCUUCGGUUUGAUCGAAGUAGAGAAAAGUCCACCAUCUCUAACCUCACCGCUCCCUUAUUCUUCUCUUAGGAAGAUACAGGUCCACGACUGUCCGAAUGUAAAGAAAUUGUUCACCCUUGUGACAUUGCUGCAGCUCCAAAAGCUGGAGCAGAUUGAUAUCAGAAGGUGUGAGCAGAUGGUGGAAAUAAUAGCUGUGGAAUCCGAACACGAAGAUCAAAUAACGGAGACGAACGCAUCCGCUCUCUCUAAAUUGAGGACCUUGAGAUUGGAAUGGCUACCGGAAUUGGAGAGCAUCUGCAAUGGAAAGGAAAACUUGAUUGCUGAUUGUUCGCAGGAUGUUAUAAUAAAUGAAUGCGAGAAGCUGAAGAGGAUACCAUUCCUGGAUAAAGAACCAUGUCCUCCACCUUCUCUGCAAAGGGUCAUGGUACAGAAAGAAUGGUGGGAUUCACUUGAAUGGAACUACCCAGAAGCUAGCAAGCUGCUUCAACCUUUAUGCCAGGAAGUACCAAACCAUCCAUUUUACUGAAAUGGAGAGAUCCAAGUUUAGAGGCUCUGAGAAACAAAGAGGAAUGCCAUUUCACUGAGUUUUGAGACUCUAUGGUAUUGAACAAUAAGUUUGGGAAUGUUUUUAAUUAAUGUCCAGACUGCAAGAGUGUGUUAUGUUUUUGGGAGUGUCAAAAUUUGUAUGCUACAAUAAUCUGCAUUUGUGUGUUAUGUAUUUUAUGAUAAUUGCUAUCAUGUGUUGAGCGAUCAACUCUAGUGAUCAAUGCAACUGCAUUGGUUAAUGACGGUUGCGAUCAGGCUCAAACAAUCCCAUCAGCUUUUCUUAAUCAAUUUUUUGUUUUUUUUGUUAAAAUUUGGCUGCAAUAGAAUGUCUUGACUCAUGGACUUUG